AUGAAGAGAGAUGCAACUUACGCUUGUGACAAGCGAUGGUAUGUUUUGCCUCUGGAGGUUGAGACUGUACAGGGUGUCGAUCGCAGAAUGGGUGGACCAACGGGUUUCAGGAGACGGGGAAAUUGGAGGAUUAAAAGGAAAGGGAGAGAGGGAGACGAAGGGGCAGAGAGAAGUGAGGUUCGCUGGCCGGGAAAAGUGGGAGAUUGGCAACGAAACGGGGGGGAGGAUUGGGCUGCUGAUCCCUGGGCGGCCAGGGGAAAGGGUGGGAACCGCCGUGCCCAGAACAGUGACCAGCCAAAGUGGCCAUUCCAGAGAGAGGCCGCAGCCUCACCAAUGAGCGCCCGGAGCGCAUUGUUUUGUGCGCCAGAGUGGUCAGCACAAAGGGGUUGCUGUGGAGGCCGCUAUACCGCUAGCGUUGCACUGGUGCUCGUUAGCGUGGUCGGCAUUGUCCAGGGGGCUCCAGGGCAGGGCAGUGAGACACAAACAACAAGAAGCCACCCUGUUUAUUUGCACCAUCCUCGGCCAGCUUUACAUAAUCGCGGUGGAGAAUGGCUGACGGUCGCUGGCUUGAAGGGUGGAUGCUCGCCUGGCCGACGUGGACGCAUCAUCAGGAUGUGGAAAUUAUCGCGAUGCCCGACCGCAUCGUCUUACACUGUCGAAGGAAAUCAGAACAACAGCGGUCAGGUAGCUCCAUACCAUGCGGUUAUAUCUGCCGCCGUCAGGUCGAAUGCCGAAUUUACGCAUCUGUCCAAGUGUUUCCCUCUCACGUCCUACGAUCACCGUUUCCCUGUCUUCCCUUGCGAAGUUUGUUCCUGGCUGACCCGUCCCGGUGCUCAGGAACACCAAUCAGAGCCUGCGAAUCCCCGCUGCUUGGCACAAAACGUUUUUGUUCUGAAUUUGGUGGCGGUUGGUAGUUAUGAUCUUGCUACAAGGCACGAGACCAGUUGGAAAAACCACACAAUCCCUGACAUGUGGCAUGCUACCAUUCAUGCAGGUACCGAAGGCAUCAAUACAGAACAACCACCGUCCCGCAGACCGCUCUCGUUGCACGUUCCCACGUUGCCGUCCAUGAGAGGCCGAGAUAUGUGCUCUCUACUCAGUAUUUAUGUCUCCAUCGCGGAUCUGCUCGCGAGAACAUCCAGACCCUGA
Messenger RNA from Coccidioides immitis RS, 1149 nucleotides. RefSeq lists its product as uncharacterized. The record is from RefSeq and is a predicted model, not a curated record. The transcript is spliced from 4 exons. Bases 1 to 1149 code for a protein of 382 amino acids. NCBI's taxonomy places the organism in Eukaryota, Fungi, Ascomycota, Eurotiomycetes, Onygenales, Onygenaceae.